CCCGCAUGAUGGCACCACAUCAGGUUCCAAGUAAAGGUUGGUUAUACAUACCUAUAUCUGUAAUAGAGAGUAUCUGAACAUUGUGAAUUAGACCAUAUUGACAGAAAAAUGCGUCUGUAAAAUUGAACAGUGUAUAGCUGAUCCUACCAUACGCAUAAAAUAAUCAUACACCAAUUUGAUCUACAAUCAUGAAUUAUACGGAAGACAAUGUUGCUAAUAUAGAAAGGAUAUUAGAAACAAAGAAUUUUUAUGAAAUUUUACAAGUGCCGAAUGAUGCGACAGAUGAUCAGAUAAAAUCUGCUCACAAAAAGCUUGCUCUCCAAGUCCACCCAGAUAAAAAUAAUGCUCCAAGAGCAAAAGAUGCAUUUGUUGUUGUGCGUAAAGCCACAGCAGUUUUGCUGGACAAAAAUAUGAGAAAGGAAUACAACGAAUACCUACAGUCACCUAGAGGAUUCUGCCACGAUAAAUUUGACUUAUCAGAUGAUGCUAUUGACACGAUCCUAGUCACAGCUGGAAUAGCGAGUAUUGUAGGUAUCGCAGCAGGUCUGAUUGCACUGUAUGACUGGUUCACAAAACCCAAGAAGCAAGAAGAACCCAAGUAUGCUAAAUGAGCAAUUAAUCUAAGAAUCUCUUUGCUUUCCAUAAGUUAUUUAGAUAUUUUAAUUUUUUUACAUUGUUCUUAAAUUAUAUCCGUUAAUGUGUGUGCUGGUUAUACAUGUUCGUUAUAACGUAUAUUAAAUAAAAUUUUGUUA
This is a messenger RNA of Nasonia vitripennis (jewel wasp), 752 nucleotides long. RefSeq names its product dnaJ homolog subfamily C member 18. Gene Ontology annotation, biological process: cellular response to misfolded protein. Gene Ontology annotation, cellular component: endoplasmic reticulum membrane. The transcript has 5 exons. Gene Ontology annotation, molecular function: Hsp70 protein binding. The record is from RefSeq and is a predicted model, not a curated record. The coding region runs from base 189 to 611 and encodes 140 amino acids. Lineage: Eukaryota; Metazoa; Arthropoda; Insecta; Hymenoptera; Pteromalidae.